Molecule: messenger RNA, 1299 nt
Organism: Sebastes umbrosus (honeycomb rockfish)
Lineage: Eukaryota; Metazoa; Chordata; Actinopteri; Perciformes; Sebastidae
Gene: mtg1
Product: mitochondrial ribosome-associated GTPase 1
Exons: 12
Coding region: 129-1088 (319 amino acids)
Cellular component (GO): mitochondrion
Molecular function (GO): GTP binding; GTPase activity
Source: RefSeq, a predicted model, not a curated record
CCCACGGAGGGCAGUUCACGCGCCCAGCAGUGUAGAAACUGCUUUCUGCACACAACAGAAGAAGAAGAAGUCCGGAACUAAGUUAUUUGACGUCAGAAUCAGAAUCGAGUCGGCGGAGUGAUAUUUAGAUGAAGCUGUACCACGCGCUCCGUCAUGUCGGAGGGUUCAGGAGCGGGUUCGACUUCGGUGGACGGGAGGUAGCUCACUGGUUCCCCGGACACAUGGCGAAAGGACUGAAGCAGAUGAGAGCCAGCCUGAAGAGUGUGGACUGCAUCGUAGAGAUCCAUGAUGCCAGAAUCCCCUUCUCUGGAAGAAACCCUGUGUUUCAGGAGACUCUAGAUGUCCGACCCCACCUGCUAAUUCUCAACAAGAUGGACCUCGCUGAUCUGUCCAACAAGCAGAGAAUCCUGAAGAAGCUAGAAAGAAACGGUGUGAGGAAUGUUCUCUUCACAGACAGCUUAAAACAGAGAGACGACAACAUCAAAAAGUUGGUGCCAAUGGUGGUGGAAAUUAUUGAGAGCAAACCACGCUUUAACAGAGAUGAGAAUACAAAUUAUUGCCUGAUGGUGAUCGGAGUGCCCAACGUGGGGAAGUCAUCUCUUAUUAACUCAUUAAGAAGAACAAACUUAAAAAAAGGUCGUGCAUCUCGAGUAGGCGGGGAGCCGGGUAUAACUAGAGCGGUCCUCACGAAAAUUCAGGUUUGUGAGCGACCCAUAAUGCACCUGUUGGACACACCAGGAGUCUUGCCUCCUAAGAUUGAGAGCGUUGAAACAGGCAUGAAGCUGGCUUUAUGUGGAACUAUUCUGGACCAUUUAGUGGGUGAAGACAUUAUCGCUGACUACUUACUCUAUUCUCUGAACAGGCUAGGGAAGUUCAGUUAUGUGGAGAAAUACGACCUCCAAGAGCCGAGCGAUGACAUCCAGCAUGUCCUCAAACGCAUCGCUGUAAAACUUGGAAAGACGCAACGGGUCAAAGCCUUUACGGGAGUGGGGAACGUCACCAUCACCGUCCCAAACUACUCAGCAGCAGCUUACGAUUUCAUAAGAACCUUCAGGAAAGGAGAGCUGGGACAAGUGAUGCUGGACUGACCUGAGACAUUUUAACGAAGACAACCAGAGACUGUUUCUGGGUUUUACCAGUUUGUCCUCAAACUGGAAGAAAUUCUAUUUAACCACAAGUGUCAUCGAGGGAAAGUCCAUCUCUGACCUCAUGCCUCUGACAUUUUGGGGACAUGAUGCAGUCUGUUUUGUUUCUGUACCAAAUCACUGUGUCAUUUGCAAAUAAAAGAAUUUAACUUGA